This is a messenger RNA of Aspergillus affinis, 2025 nucleotides long. RefSeq names its product putative autophagy ubiquitin-activating enzyme ApgG. The coding region runs from base 1 to 2025 and encodes 674 amino acids. Gene Ontology annotation, biological process: protein modification by small protein conjugation; piecemeal microautophagy of the nucleus; cellular response to nitrogen starvation. The record is from RefSeq and is a predicted model, not a curated record. Gene Ontology annotation, cellular component: phagophore assembly site; cytoplasm. Gene Ontology annotation, molecular function: Atg12 activating enzyme activity; Atg8 activating enzyme activity. The transcript is spliced from 7 exons. NCBI's taxonomy places the organism in Eukaryota, Fungi, Ascomycota, Eurotiomycetes, Eurotiales, Aspergillaceae.
AUGCAAUAUACGCCAUUCGCGUCGGACAUAGAACUGCCGUUCUAUACUGCUUUGGCAUCCUUGAAGAUCAACCAUGACAAACUUGAUGAUUCCACCAGAAGGCUGCUGGGUCUUUAUGAGAUCCGCCCCGCGGAUUCUCCCAACACAUCGUGUCGGAUGCAAGUACACGGAAAUGCUCUCACCAGCGAUGAGGUGCCAACCGGCUACUACCGAGCCGAAGGCACGAUGAAGAAUGUAAACACCAUCGAAGAAUACCGAAAUGUGGACAAAGCCUAUCUUCUCCGGGAAUCUGGCAGGACGAUAUGGGAGGCUAUAGUUGACGGUUCUAUCUACUCGUGCCCGUCUUUGCUUUCAUCCUUCCUCGUCCUCUCAUAUGCAGACCUCAAAAAAUAUAAGUUUCACUAUUGGUUUGCCUUUCCUGCACUUCAUUCAGACCCAUCUUGGACCACAACGGAUCCGUCGACACAAAUCACUAGCCGAGACCAGAUCGAAGAAAGUACCAAGCACGCCAAGGUCUUGUCAGACCUUGAAAAUUCGACGCUGAUAGAAGCGGUGCAGGCUUGGAGUUCUGGGGUAGAUGCUCAUCAACGCGGGUUUUUCUUGGCUCGCAAGGUGCGAGGCAGCGACGGCAAGGCGAAAUCUGACAACGAAGCGCAGUCUGCAGUGGAAAAUAGGACGUGCUGCUGGCAAGUCGAUGCCAUUGCGACCUAUGAGAACGGUUUCUUCGAUGGAGCGCGCUUUGAGGAUUGUUUUGUUUGUUUCGUGGAUCCUUCGAAUUACGAAAAUGCCCCCGGAUGGAUGCUCCGAAACCUACUGGUGCUUGCGAAACGACGCUGGGGACUUGACAGAAUCCAAAUUCUGAGAUAUCGUGAACCGAGUUCGAAGCGUGACCAGGGCCGCAGUAUACUGAUGACGUUGGCGUCACAGAGUUCUCAGACCACUCAGACCACUCAGGACACAGACACCAACCCUAUGCCAAAAGUAACUGGGUGGGAACGUAACGCAACAGGAAAGUUAACAGGAAGACUGGUUGAUCUUACCGAGUACUUGGAUCCUAGAAGGUGUCUUUUACUUGGAGCUGGUACCCUCGGAAGCUAUGUAGCCCGAAAUUUGAUGGGUUGGGGUGUUACUAAGAUCACAUUCGUGGACAAUGGAUCUGUGUCAUUUUCGAACCCUGUCAGGCAGCCAUUGUUUAAUUUUACAGACUGCUUGGGAGGAGGGGUCAAAAAGGCACACCGGGCAUCCCAGGCCGUGAAAGAGAUAUACCCCGGCGUUGAAUCUACCGGAUAUGAUUUCUCGGUCCCAAUGGCUGGCCACCCUGUGUUGGACGCUCAGAAAACCCGGGCAGAUUUUGAAACCCUUCGGAAGCUGAUCGAUGACCACGAUGUCGUGUUUCUACUUAUGGACACAAGAGAGUCACGCUGGCUACCAACCGUUAUGGGGAAAGCAGCUGGGAAAAUCGUUAUGAAUGCAGCGCUAGGCUUUGACUCUUUCGUGGUCAUGCGCCACGGUGUGAAAAAUGAUGAGCAUCAACAAGCAGAACUUGGGUGCUACUUUUGCAACGAUGUUGUUGCACCGAUUAAUUCGGUCAAGGACCAGACACUUGAUCAACAAUGCACAGUGACUAGACCUGGUGUAGCUGCCAUUGCCUCCGCUCUCUUAGUUGAACUGUUUGUUUCGCUCCUCCAGCAUCCUGACGGAGCUGCAGCCCCAGCCCCGGUAUCCCAAAGCGAUGAUCAAAAAGAUCACCCCUUGGGUCUAGUGCCACAUCAAAUUCGAGGAUUUCUCUCAAAUUUUCACAACAUUACUAUCCACGGGAGGAGCUACCCAUGUUGUAGUGCCUGUUCGGACAACAUUGUUGGCGCCUAUAAGAGACAAGGCUGGGAAUUUGUGCAGAAAGCAUUGAAUGAACCGGGGUAUGUCGAGGAAUUAAGCGGACUCAAGGAGGUUCAAUCAAAAGCCGAGGCAACGAUUGCCGACAUAGAAUGGGAUGAAUUGUCUGAAGAGGAAGAAGUGGCAAUAUAA